AUGGAUCCCGUGGCAGCCUUGGAGCUCAAGUCUGUGGAACAGCAGAUCCCCAGGAACAACAAGGACCACCACACUCAGGAGAUGGGCUCAACCAAGCUCAUUCUGCGCCGGGGCCAGCAUUUCAGCUUAACGUUGACUUUCAACCGACCCUUCCAACCCCAGAAGGACCACCUCACCUUUGUGGCUGAGACAGGACCAGAGCCCUCAGAGCUUCUAGGGACCCGAGCCACUUUCUUGCUCACGCAGACCCAGACUGGGAACGUCUGGAGUGCUUCCGACUUCACUGCGGACAGUAACUCUCUUCAAGUCUCGAUUUUCAGCCCAGCCAGUGCAGUCAUUGGCCACUACACACUGCAGUUGGAGAUUUCUCAGGACCAGGGUCCUGGUGUGACUUACCCCCUGGGGAAUUUCAUCUUGCUUUUUAACCCAUGGAGUACAGAUGAUGAUGUCUACCUGCCGAGCGAAACACUGCUGCAGGAGUAUGUAAUGAGUGACUAUGGCUUUGUCUACAAGGGUCAAGAAAAUUCCAUUACCUCCAGGCCUUGGAACUAUGGACAGUUUGAAGAGGACAUCAUUGAUAUCUGCUUUGAGAUCCUGAACAAGAGCCUCUACUUUCUGAAGAACCCAUCCAAAGACCACUCUCAGAGGGGCAGCGUGGUGUACGUAUGCAGGGUGGUGAGUGCCAUGAUCAACAGCAAUGACGACAGUGGUGUGCUUCAGGGGAACUGGGGAGAGAACUACUCCCAGGGCAUCAGCCCUCUGGAAUGGAACGGCAGUGUGGCCAUCUUGCGGCAAUGGUCAGCCAGGGGUGGGCAGCCUGUGAAAUAUGGACAGUGCUGGGUCUUUGCCUGUGUUAUGUGCACGGUAAUGAGGUGCUUAGGCGUUCCAACUCGAGUCGUUUCCAAUUUCCAUUCAGCACACAACACAGACGGGAACUUGACCAUCGACACCUACUAUGACCGUACUGCAGGGAUGCUGCCAACUCGGAAACCAGACAAAAUCUGGAACUUUCACGUCUGGAACGAGUGCUGGAUGAUCCGGAAAGACCUUCCGCCAGGGUACAAUGGCUGGCAGGUUCUGGACCCCACGCCCCAGCAAACCAGCAGUGGGUUGUUCUGCUGUGGUCCGGCUUCUGUGAAGGCCAUCAAGGAAGGGGAUGUCCACCUGCCCUAUGAUACCCCUUUUGUGUUUGCGGAGGUGAAUGCCGAUGAGGUCAUUUGGCUUUUUGAGGGUGGCCAGGUCCAGGAAAUCCUGGCCCAUAAUACCAGUUACAUCGGGAAGGCGAUCAGCACCAAGAUGGUAGGGUCAGAUGAGCGCCUGGACAUCACCACUUCCUACAAGUACCCAGAAGGAUCCUCUGAGGAGCGGUCUGUUUUCAUUAAGGCUUCCCGGAAAAUGCUGGAACCAAGAAGGGACUCUUCAUCCCUCCUGGAUCUCCUAGGGUCAGAGGCCUUUAAGGAUAAGCCUGUGCAGCUGCAACUCCGCCUGGCUAGGGCACCCAUGUGGGGCCAGGACCUGCUGCUCACACUGCAUGUCCAGAGGGUGCCCAACCGAGCCCAGAGUCGGGGCCCCAUUGGACUGAUGGUCCACUUUUGUGCACAGGCCCUGCUGCAUGGGGGCAGCACUCGGGAGCCCUUCUGGAGACACGCGGUGCACUUGAGUGUGGAUUUUGAGAAGGAGCUCCAGUGGCCACUCCUGUUGCCCUACAGCAAUUACAGGAGCAAGCUGACGGAUGAAAAGCUGAUCCACGUGUCUGGCAUCGCUGAGGUUGAAGAGACGGGGCGGUUCAUUCUGGUCCUGAAAGAUUUCUCUCUGGAGCCUCCCCACUUGUCUAUUGAGGCUCUGAAUAACUGCACCAUGGUUCUGGAGGGAAGCGGCCUCAUCAAUGGGCAGAUAACAAAGGGCCUUGGAACUCUGAUGGCCGGACACACCAUCCAAAUUCAGCUGGAGCUCUACCCCAUCAAAGCUGGGCCCCACCAGCUACAAGUCCUCAUCAGCAGUAGCGAGGUCAAGGAGAUCAAAGGUUACAAGGACAUCGUCAUUGCUGCAGCUCCAGCCUCCUGA
Messenger RNA from Microtus ochrogaster (prairie vole), 2064 nucleotides. It is a transcript of the gene Tgm7, whose product is annotated as transglutaminase 7. Lineage: Eukaryota; Metazoa; Chordata; Mammalia; Rodentia; Cricetidae. The coding region runs from base 1 to 2064 and encodes 687 amino acids. The transcript has 13 exons. Gene Ontology annotation, molecular function: protein-glutamine gamma-glutamyltransferase activity. Gene Ontology annotation, biological process: peptide cross-linking. The record is from RefSeq and is a predicted model, not a curated record.